Molecule: messenger RNA, 2610 nt
Organism: Ochlerotatus camptorhynchus
Lineage: Eukaryota; Metazoa; Arthropoda; Insecta; Diptera; Culicidae
Gene: Zip71B
Product: Zinc/iron regulated transporter-related protein 71B
Exons: 6
Coding region: 621-2597 (658 amino acids)
Biological process (GO): intracellular monoatomic cation homeostasis; zinc ion import across plasma membrane
Cellular component (GO): plasma membrane
Molecular function (GO): zinc ion transmembrane transporter activity; monoatomic cation:bicarbonate symporter activity
Source: RefSeq, a predicted model, not a curated record
GAUCGUUAAAGUGGUAGCAACUCUUUCUUUCUCUCCAGCAGCAAUAGCUGAGAGAGACCCUACUGUUAUUUAGGUGAACACCAGCCCAACCGCCUAAAUCGGUGCGUUGCGAUCUUCCCGGUGUUGUGCAGAAUAACGCGAUCGUGGUUAUUUUUAUUUUUGUCCAUCUACCUAACCGUGGGAAGCAGCGAGACCGGGUAGUCAGUGUUGGAGAAGUAGUUCUAUUAAAGUGUUUGUCGUCAUUAGUAUGUUGAUUUUUCGCUUGGAUGCUGUUGAUUGUUUGAGCGAAUUCAAAAACAUUCCAGCAGAGCAGUGAGGAGUAAUGAUCGUAGAAAAUAUCUGUUUGAUGUCACAGUUUCGUUGCUGUUUAAAUUAGUUGCUUUAGCUCAACAGAGUGGUGUCAUCGAAAUUUACAACAGUUGCUCAAUCCCAAGACGCAUUGUGUUGGUCGUGUUAACACAUAAUGCAAACAGCUACAGGAAGCGAUAUGAUUGUUGAACAAAAGUGUCACUGAUGCUCUAUGCGGUAGUUGAGUGCAGCUUGGAAAGCAAACCAUAAAGCGCAACGUGUGUGUUUCAAAACAUUUACCUUAGUAGUGCACAUAACGAUAAUCAGGAAAAAUGAAGCGAAUUAGCUUGGUGGUUUUGUUGGCGCUAGGGUUCCUAGAGGUCACAGUAACCGGAAGUGACCAUCAGCAGCCGCCAACCAGCGGUUCCGGCGGUGAGAACCCAUUCCUGAAAUAUCUAUUCAACAAGUAUGGCAGCAAAGGAGUCAUCUCAUUCGAGGGCCUGGAACACCUGAUGCACAGUCUUGGACUGGGAGGGUUGGAGUUUACCCCUUCGCACACGCUGGACGAGCAUCGACCCCAAGGAUUCAAAACGUCGGACAUUGUGGCUCCAUUUACGGUCGAUUACAGCGAAAGUGGUCCAGAACAUCACAAGUUGUCCGUUUCGUUCAACAGCAUCGAUGACGAUCACGUAAGAUCGGCCAAGAAAGACGUCACCACAGCGGCAUCCCCCGAAAGGAACAGACGCGCAGAAUCUCAUUAUCACCACCAACAGCAAGAGCCGGACAGCUCAGAUCGGAUAAGGAAAUUCAACGAACUACCGGGGGUGAAUGAUGCCAAUGAGACUAACGCCGCCAAUGACCAUGCAGGCGACGUGAUCUCGUCGGAGAGUGGCGAAGAUAACAACAAGUUCCACAAUGAUAUAUGGCAGGAAACUAUCUUUAAAGAGAUUCACGAUCCACUGCAUCGUCAUCCGCGUCGGGACGAUCGUCGCAAAUCGUGCCUGUCACCUAUGUCCAUGGUGCAUCUGAUUUUGGACGAACCUGCAAACAGUGAUGAAGUUUUGCAUCAACACUUCAAGUACGACAUGGCCCUGGGUAUGCGUCAUCGCCGGUCACUACCGCAUGCACAUCCCCAUGACCAAGACGAGGAAGAGGUCCUUGCCACUCGUAUCAAAAUUACUCCGUCGACGUUCAAAGAUCUCUGCCCGGCGCUGUUAGCACAGAUCGACCAGCGGGCUUGCAAUGAAAAGUAUCAAACCAAGGAUCAACCACACGUCGAGAAGAAGCUGUUCUCUUACGCCUGGCUGUAUGCAACCGUCUGUGUCUUCAUCAUAUCCAUCUGUGGACUGAUUGGGGUUGCGAUCGUCCCUCUUGCCAAAUCGGUUGCUUAUGACGAAAUUCUAAGGUUCCUUGUAGCGCUGGCAAUCGGCACCCUUUGCGGAGACGCACUAAUGCAUUUGCUUCCCCACGCACUGAUUCCCCAUGAAGACCACUCCAGUGCAGACGACCACGGCUACGACGAUGACGAUCAUUCGCAUAGUAACGAGCCCGUUUGGUUGUGUUGUUGUGCCUUCCUCAGUGCGCUGUUCAUGUACACUUUGGAGACGGUACUUCCGAUGUUGCGAUCGGCAGGAGACACGAGCCAUCACGGCCACUCACAUGGUAGAGCGAAAGUGGCUCCCGUUCCGGAACCAUCCCAGGCGCGACAAAACACCAACGUGGUAGACGAUAUCGAAAUGGAUCUACAAGACAGUAGGAGGAAAGAAUUGAACAGUAUGCUGGAAAAGAAGCCCACCAGUAAACCGCUUAGUCCGGUAGCAUUUAUGGUAAUUUUGGGCGACGGUUUGCACAACAUUACCGAUGGACUGGCCAUUGGAGCAGCGUUCGCUUCCGAUCCGGUUACCGGAAUGGCCACAUCGCUGGCUAUCCUGUGCCACGAGUUACCCCACGAGCUGGGCGAUUUCGCGUUGCUAUUACAAACGGGAGUUAGUAUAAAGCGUGCCAUGUUUCUUAAUGUGGUAUCUUCAGUAUUAAGUUUUAUAGGUAUGUUAAUAGGACUGUUAGUGACCGGACUGCACGAGUCGGUCGUACGGUGGAUCUACGCAGGAACAGCUGGUACGUUCCUCUACAUCGCCCUAGCGGAUCUGAUUCCGGAAAUGAACCGGAACCUCCGCGAAACGGUUUCAGACGAACAGCGGUGCAAAAAAUUAAGGACCAUCUGGUCUCAGAUCUGUGGUAUUUUUCUGGGGGGAAUGAUUAUGCUGGCGAUCGCGCUCAACGAAGAUCACCUGCGACUGUUGUUUGAAUAGAUUAUUUUAUAAA